This is a messenger RNA of Orycteropus afer afer, 648 nucleotides long. The record is from RefSeq and is a predicted model, not a curated record. NCBI's taxonomy places the organism in Eukaryota, Metazoa, Chordata, Mammalia, Tubulidentata, Orycteropodidae.
AUGGUUCAGUACCACCUAUGGAUCUUUCUCCUUUGCCUGCAAACCUGUAGGCUUGGAAAGCCAAAAAUUACACAGAGUUUAAUGACAUCUAUGAAUAGCUCCUGUAAUGUCACACUGAUCUGCUCUGUGGAGAAGGAAGAAAAAGAUGUGUCAUAUAGAUGGAGUCCCCUGGGAAAAGAGGGUAAUGUCCUUGGAAUCUUCCAAACCCCUGAGGACCCAGAGUUGACUUACACUUGCACAGCCUGGAACCCAGUCAGCAACAACUCUGACUCCAUCUCCACCCAGCAACUCUGUGCAGACAACAAAAUGGGCCUCCUUCAUACUCACCACACUGGGUUGAUGAUGGUGCUGGUUGUGCUCUUUUUGCUUAUUCUCAUUCUAUCUGCAGUACUUUUGUUCCAUUUGUACAAGAGAAGACAAGAUGCUGUUUCAAAGAAAAUAGUGUAUGAACAAAUCAUGCUUCCAAGAAACACCCAGCCAGCAGAGAACAGAAUCUAUGAUGAAAUCUCCCAGUCCAAGGUUCUUUCCUCCAAAGAAGAAUCAGUGAACACGAUUUAUUCUACAGUGCAGUACUUUGAUAAGAUGGGGAAAAUCAGCACAUGUGACAGAAAACCUCUUGGGACUUCAAGCUAUGAAAUUGUCAUCUAG